AUGUCGAACUCUGCUCCAAAACCAUCACGAGAAAGCCAUCAUGCACCACUUCCACAAACGAAGGUAUCCGAUAACAAUGGAACUGGUCCUAGUGAAAGCAUAGACAUGUUCCCCACUUUCGAGAUCGAGUCGGCAGCCGUUCCUAAUCAGGCAGAUUGGUCACCAACACAUGUGGCAUACACCGAAAAUACUCUAGUCAAUAGUGGAGCUUUUCUUACUCUGCUUACAUCAGAGGCACAACACACUGGUCUUGUAAGUGGGCCUAGCCCAUCUGUCGCAAGCACGGUAAUAAAAUCCAGAAGCUCCAUGGAAAGCAAUAAUUCUUCAUCCAAGCCCGUAAAUAAUUCUCUUUUUCGUUCACCUAGUCUUAACCAAAUUCAGGCAGGUAAUGCCGACAUUAUAUUGGACAACAAUCCAACUCUAAAUUCAGUAACCUCAUCGCCAAUGUUAAGUGCAGUAACAGACGUGACCCCUUUACCAUCACCAGUCAUAAAGGGAGGCUCUCAAGAUCCAUGGGGGAGAAUCUACAAACAGUCCUUUAUUGACGAUAGCAAGGCGUCAAUUCUAGUUGAUACAACCAACAUGGAAAUAAAUUCCGAAUCCAGCAGCCCAGAUUGUAUCAAUGAGCCGAGUAGAUCUGCACAUCAAAAUCUCAUGUCCAAACCUAAAGAUUCAACAUUAAGAAAUCUGAAAAAAGUCGAAGAUGUAACAAGUGAUAUUAAUAAGCGCAACAGAUCUCAUAGCGAGUACUCACCUAAACCCGUGCAUGUACUUCGAAGUAGGAAUAUAACAGUAUUAGGAGCCCAUGCACCACUAUUGGAAUCUACUUCAACCAAAUUUACAGAACCGACUGACAUGCCAAUGCGGCGGGAGCCAAACCUAGCAUGCCAGAGAGGGAUAGGGCCUAUGCCCCACCCACCAACACCCCCUUCGAGUAGAAUGGGCUAUGAAAGCAGUGAUAGUGAAUCUCAAUCCUCGUCUAUGCUUACAACUCGAGGGAAGAAAGCUCGCUAUGAUUAUUUUGAAGCAUAUAGCAGGACUGAUAUGAAGUUGAGGAAAUGGAAAGCCCUAAAAAUUCUAGGACAAGGUACCUUCAGCAAAGUGAUCCUUGCAACUAGCCAAAUCUCAAAUGAUGAAACUGUAGGCAGUUCAAGGCUCCCUGAGAACCCGAGAGAGACGGCGUUUUUUACAAUUCCUCUCGAGAAACUUGACGCCAAGAAACUUGUCGCCGUCAAGGUAUGCGAAUACGGGUCAAAAGGUAAUUUCUCCGAGGAAAGAGUUGAAAUAUCUGUCAAAAGAGAACUAGAGUUUAUGAAAAGCAUAAGCCAUCCUUCGAUCGUAAAUUUAAAAGCUUGGAAUAUCGAAGAGACUCGCGCAAUUUUUGUACUCAGCUACUCUCCUGGUGGCGACUUGUUUGAGGUAGCAAGCGAACAUCCAGAGUUACUGGUUCCUGAUUUGUUACGAAGGAUAUUCUCAGAGUUAGUAGCUGCUGUUAUUUAUCUCCAUGAUAGACAUAUUGUACAUCGUGAUAUAAAACUUGAAAACGUCCUGGUUAAUGUUCUUUAUUAUGACCUCCGUUGUCAAAAAAAUUGGAGCACGUAUCCUUAUUCACUUAUUACGCUCACUGAUCUGGGACUUGCUCGAUAUGUUUCUGGAGACGAGAAACUGACGACAAGAUGUGGGUCUGAUGACUAUGCAGCACCUGAACUUAUAAUGGGCCAGCAAUAUGAUGGGCGUGCUACAGAUGCUUGGUCACUUGGGGUGCUAUUGUACGCCCUAGUCGAGAGCCGUUUACCAUUUGACCCUCAUCCAAGCGUUCCGGAUACACACAAGCAGCGUAGCCGGACUAGUCACCGAAUUGCUCGUGUUGAAUGGGACUGGGUUAAAUAUGCAUGCCAAGGAGAUGAUCAUGAAGGUGAUCCAGAUAAAUUUCGCAGUCAAGGCAUAAACGGUGUCAAAGAGAUUACUGAAGGCUUGCUUAGACGUGUUAGAGACCGAUGGACGUUGCAAGAAGUUGCAGCUACCGAAUGGGUUAGUGGUGGUGUUCAGGUUAAAGGUGGACUACAGUUUCGAGAAGAAAAUUUGUUGGAUGAAUCGGACAUUUAG
Blumeria graminis f. sp. triticale is the source of this 2106-nucleotide messenger RNA. Lineage: Eukaryota; Fungi; Ascomycota; Leotiomycetes; Helotiales; Erysiphaceae. The record is from the annotation of a GenBank genome assembly.